GAACAGAGUCCAAAUGAAAGUGGGGAUGAAUCUAGACGAAAUUACGAUCUUACGCCACCUCACUGCUCGUGUAUAUAAACCCUUCUCUGCUCUUCUUUCACCUUCGUACUUCCACCACCACAUUUCUCUAGCAGUAUCCAUCACUAUCACCUUCAGAUUGAAAGAUGGAAUCUUUUUUGUUCACCUCCGAGUCUGUCAACGAGGGACACCCCGACAAGCUCUGCGACCAGAUCUCCGACGCCAUCCUCGACGCUUGUCUCGAGCAAGACCCUGAAAGCAAAGUCGCUUGCGAGACAUGCACCAAGACCAACAUGGUCAUGGUCUUCGGCGAAAUCACCACCAAGGCUAACGUCGACUACGAGAAGAUCGUCCGCAAAACUUGCCGUGAGAUCGGAUUCAUCUCCGACGACGUCGGACUAGACGCUGACAACUGCAAGGUCCUCGUCAACAUCGAGCAGCAGAGUCCCGACAUCGCUCAAGGUGUCCACGGUCACCUCACGAAGAAGCCUGAAGAGAUCGGAGCUGGUGACCAAGGUCACAUGUUCGGUUACGCCACCGACGAGACCCCCGAGCUCAUGCCGCUUAGCCACGUCCUCGCGACCAAGCUUGGAGCUAAACUCACUGAGGUUCGCAAGAACGGGACUUGCGCGUGGCUUAGACCUGACGGUAAGACGCAAGUCACCGUUGAGUACUUCAACGAGAACGGAGCUAUGGUCCCUGUCCGCGUCCACACUGUGUUGAUCUCGACGCAGCAUGAUGAGACUGUGACCAACGAUGAGAUCGCAGCUGAUCUCAAGGAGCACGUGAUCAAGCCCGUGAUCCCAGAGAAGUACCUUGACGAGAAGACCAUCUUCCAUCUCAACCCAUCUGGUCGUUUCGUCAUCGGAGGUCCUCACGGUGACGCUGGACUCACCGGGCGUAAGAUCAUCAUCGACACUUACGGUGGUUGGGGUGCACACGGAGGUGGUGCUUUCUCCGGAAAGGACCCGACCAAGGUUGACAGGAGUGGGGCUUACAUCGUUAGGCAAGCGGCUAAGAGUAUUGUGGCUAGUGGGCUAGCUAGGCGUUGCAUUGUGCAGGUCUCGUACGCCAUUGGUGUCCCUGAGCCGUUGUCAGUGUUUGUUGACAGCUACGGAACUGGGAAGAUACCAGACAAGGAGAUUCUUGAGAUUGUGAAGGAGAGUUUUGACUUCAGGCCUGGGAUGAUCUCUAUCAACUUGGAUUUGAAGAGAGGUGGUAAUGGUAGGUUCUUGAAGACUGCUGCUUAUGGUCAUUUCGGAAGGGACGAUGCUGACUUCACCUGGGAGGUUGUGAAGCCACUCAAGUCUAACAAGGUCCAAGCUUGAAAAACCAGUUCUCAUGUUUUGUCUUAUGUUUCAGCUCUAAGAUUAAUUAUUAAUUAUUUUAUCAUUAUGUUAUUGUUGUGGUGCCAAAGUUUAAAAAAUCAUAUUUUGUAUUUCUUGUUUCUUUUUCAGAAGAGAAUUAUAUAAAGAUUAUAUUCAAUAUUA
Molecule: messenger RNA, 1508 nt
Organism: Raphanus sativus (radish)
Lineage: Eukaryota; Viridiplantae; Streptophyta; Magnoliopsida; Brassicales; Brassicaceae
Product: S-adenosylmethionine synthase 2
Exons: 2
Coding region: 165-1346 (393 amino acids)
Biological process (GO): S-adenosylmethionine biosynthetic process
Cellular component (GO): cytosol
Molecular function (GO): ATP binding; methionine adenosyltransferase activity
Source: RefSeq, a predicted model, not a curated record